Sphenostylis stenocarpa is the source of this 534-nucleotide messenger RNA. Lineage: Eukaryota; Viridiplantae; Streptophyta; Magnoliopsida; Fabales; Fabaceae. The record is from the annotation of a GenBank genome assembly.
AUGGCCACACUAUUCUCAUCUUUCUCUCUGCACUCCAUUCGCCCCUCUUCUUCAACAUUCCCUUCUUCUUCCUCUUCUUCUCCCUCCUUUGUCUUCUGCAGCUUUCCCUUCCGCUCUCGCACUUCAUCUUUGAAGACACAAACACUUAAGCAGCGUGUCGUGAAGGCAGUGGAAGAAGAAACCCAGCAAGAAGACCUCAACGCUGAUGAAAGUGAACAGUCAUCAACCUCGGAACAACAACCCGUUGUGGUUCCAAUUUCCCCAUCAGACACUCUCACCAUGUUCUUUCAGGCAGAAGGAACAGUGAGUGAAUCAGCUAUUCCAGCUUUAACCAAAGCUUUAGAGGAGACAGAAGGUGUUACUGAUUUGAAGGUUCGGCUUGCUGAGGGACUUGCAAUUUUAGAGUUGAAGAAACAAACAACUGUCCAAGCUACAGGAGUGGCUUCUGGUCUGGUAGAAACCAUACAAGGUUCAGGCUUUAAAUUACAGACAUUAAAUCUUAGUUUUGAGGAUGAAGAAGUUGCAGCUGCCUAG